GAGUCUUGGAAGGUGUGGUCUAGCAAAUGCCGGCUAACCAAACAAAAUAAAGCGGAAUCGAUUGGUAACUGCCCUAGUUCAAAUAGUAGCCCCGGCCUUUCAAGAGUUUUUAUUCCGGUAGGAUUUCUUUGCAAAAAAAUUAAGACCCAGCUUUAUCAAAAUGUCUAACGGCAAUUGGAAACCAUUUAUUUUCGGUGGUCUGGCUUCUGUUACUGCAGAGUGUGGAACAUUUCCAAUCGAUCUGACCAAGACCCGUCUACAAGUCCAGGGCCAAGUAGGUGAUAGCAAAUAUAGAGAGAUCCGCUACCGGGGCAUGCUACACGCCAUCAGCAAGAUCUGCAGAGAGGAGGGGCUCAGAGCACUGUACUCGGGUAUUGCUCCUGCAAUGUUGCGUCAGGCAUCCUAUGGGACCAUUAAAAUAGGGACCUAUCAGAGUUUCAAACGACUACUGGUGGACAGACCUGAGGAUGAGACACUGGUGACUAACGUGUUGUGUGGUGUUCUGUCUGGGGUCAUAUCCUCUUCCAUUGCCAACCCUACUGACGUCCUGAAGAUCCGUAUGCAGGCCCAGGGCAGUGUGAUCCAGGGGAGUAUGAUGGGGAACUUCAUCAACAUCUACCAGCAGGAGGGAACACGAGGACUGUGGAAGGGCGUGUCUCUAACGGCUCAGAGAGCAGCCAUCGUGGUGGGAGUGGAGCUGCCUGCCUAUGACAUCACCAAGAAGCAUCUGAUCAUGUCGGGUCACAUGGGUGACACGAUCUACACACACUUCCUGUCCAGUGUGAUGUGUGGUCUGGCGGGAGCUCUGGCCUCCAACCCUGUAGACGUGGUCCGCACACGCAUGAUGAACCAGAAAGGAGGAGCCCUGUAUCAGGGAACACUAGACUGUAUAGUGCAGACGUGGCGGUCAGAGGGCUUCAUGGCACUCUAUAAGGGAUUCUUCCCCAACUGGCUCCGUCUAGGACCAUGGAACAUCAUCUUCUUCAUCACCUACGAGCAGCUGAAGAAGGGUCUUGAGGUCUAAUGGACAGAAUGAGUUUAUAGGUGAGGGGAGAACAAGACCUCUGCAGAGAAUGGAACAAAGACCAAAUAAGUCCAGACAGAUGUGUAUGGAAGAUGAAUCCCCUGGACUGAAUGUCUGUGGCUCUUCUUGGCAUAUGUGCGAAAACAUCCAGUAGGUCCUCCAAUCCGACUGGUCUACAGGGUUCACAUAGCAUGGAGAUGCACACCUGUGUGCCAACACGUCCAAACUCAAACUAUCUCCAACCUCAGUCUUCUGUGGACUAUACCCCCUUGACUGGAUCCGUUGUUCUCAUUUGCUGCAGUCCCAAAGAAGUACAGUAGUGAGGAAGUUAAAGAAAGAUGCUAAGUUCAAUGUUGUAGCUUGACCAAGGGACUUCAUGUUAAUAAUGCCGAUAUAAUGUGUGUUAAAUGACUGGGGCUACCUUCACAGUAAAAUGCCACCCUGUCCUGAGGGUUUUCCAUUUCCCCAAAGGGCACUGGGGGACACUGACCCAAUAGCAAGACUUAUGUCAGAUUGAUGACCUGUGGUGACAUUUAUACUGCUCUAUGUUCCACUCAGCUGGUGAACAUUAGCAGUACACUAAGUGCCUUAGUAUAUAUACAUUUACAUUUAUUCAUUUAGCAGACGCUUUUAUCCAAAGCGACUUCCAAGAGAGAGCUUCACAAAGUGCUUAGGUCACUGAUAAUAACAACAAGAUUGCCCCACAGCAUUGCGGGUAGUCAAAAACAAGAAGUACAUAUUGUGAACAACCAAAAAAUAGUGCUAAAGGGAAGAAACCAUAAGAGCAUGUAGUUAAACAAAGAGCACGUAGUUAAACAAGUAUAUGACACUGCUGAGUACCCAAGUUGUGAGAAACAUAUUUAAAGACUGUUCUUUGAAUACUUUAUCAAACUUGCUAAUCAUUAUGAAAGCUCAACAUCAUCCAUGAGUUGUUCUAGAUUCCCUUGGGUGUUAAUAAUCUGAAGAAACACUGCCCAACCUAUUUUUUAUGAUGCAUCGUGUACACCUACUUUGCUUUGAGUGUGUCGUGAUUGGACAGACUCUACUCUUACAAACCAUUUACUAUAGCGCCAGCUGUAAAUGAAGUUUGAAGAUCAGAGGACAGGUGGCCACACACACCUGUUUGGGGUUUCCAUUUGUUUGUUCCCUGUGGGUGACGGGUUGGAGAUACCCAUAUUGGUCCGAACAAGAUGUACAAACUGAGGGUGUAGGUCAGAUAUAUUUAACCCAACACAGCGUGACACACAGCCCCAGUAGCCCUCACCAUCUAUUAAUGGAACAGGCGUGUGCACACCCACACACCCACACAUUCAGAUGCCAGAUAUUAUGUUGAAUCAGUUAGGAUUUACAUUUCUAUUAGGGUUGGCCAAGAUGGUCGGGAAUUACCUCUUCUGUAAAUCCCCCUACUACAGUAAGGGUGGCAACUUUUAAGGGUACUUGGCUGGCUCUCCAAUAGGCUUUUUGGCCUGUUAUGUUACUUUUCCUUUGCAACGUUAUGCUUUGUAAGAACAUUUUAAAACAAAGUAAUUUCAUUACUUUUUUUUAGCUGCAAAUGCUGCAUAAUGCUGCAGUGCCCUUUUUGUUAUGUACUAGUUAUUCAGUUGUAAAGGUGGAUCUAUUUCAUUAAAUAAAAU
Molecule: messenger RNA, 2658 nt
Organism: Hypomesus transpacificus
Lineage: Eukaryota; Metazoa; Chordata; Actinopteri; Osmeriformes; Osmeridae
Product: kidney mitochondrial carrier protein 1-like
Exons: 9
Coding region: 161-1024 (287 amino acids)
Biological process (GO): mitochondrial transport
Cellular component (GO): mitochondrial membrane
Source: RefSeq, a predicted model, not a curated record